CCCGAAUGCUCGUCUCUUCCUGCCACCACUUCGAAAAUGGCAACGGUGCGGUGUCUUUGGUCAGUGCCGGCUCGACCAGCGUUGCAGCUCCGACUGAAACCUCAAUUCCUGUUAUCAACCAUUCAACAACGCAAUGCUUCAUCCAAACACCCUAAAGGCUUCGAGCCACCGACCUAUGCUGACCUCUCCGAACUCCGAGAACGAGUUCAGGAGUUCACACGACGUGAAAUACCAGAAAAAGUGGCUGCCAAGACGGAUAAGUCCAAUGCGUUUCCUAAUGAGAUGUGGCAGAAGCUGGGCGAGGCGGGGUUCCUGGGAAUGACUGCAGAUGAGGACGUGGGAGGCCUGGCAAUGGGGUACCAAGCACAUUGUGUGGUGAUGGAGGAAAUUUCGAGGGCGUCAGGGUCUAUUGGAUUGAGUUACGCUGCACAUUCUCAGCUCUGUGUCAACCAGCUGCAGUUGAAUGGCAAUCCAGACCAGAAGCAGAAGUUCUUGCCAGGCCUCAUUGCUGGGACGAGUAUUGGUGCUUUGGCUAUGUCUGAAAGUGGCGCGGGGAGUGAUGUUAUUGGUAUGAGGACAACAGCAAAGGCAGUCGAUGGUGGAUAUAUUCUCAAUGGCACCAAGAUGUGGAUCACGAAUGGCCCCGAAGCUGAUGUUGUUGUGGUUUAUGCAAAGACUGAACCCGACAAAGGUUCCAAGGGGAUCACGGCAUUCAUUGUGCAGAAAGAGUUCGAGGGCUUCAGUUGUGCUCGGAAACUCGAUAAGAUGGGCAUGCGUGGAAGCAACACCGGGGAAUUGAUCUUCGAUGGGGUUUUCGUACCAAAGGAGAACGUCCUCGGUGAGGUCAAUCGAGGAGUAAAAGUGUUGAUGGAAGGCCUAGAUCUUGAACGACUCGUUCUCAGUGCUGGCCCCCUAGGUAUCAUGCAGGCUGCGAUGGACGUCACUCUUCCUUUUACUCAUCAAAGAAAGCAGUUCGGCACUCCUAUUGCACACAACCAACUAGUCCAGGGCAAGCUUGCGGAUAUGUACACGAAGCUGCAAGCAGCUAGAUCCUACACAUACGACACGGCAAGAAAGAUCGAUGAGAUGGGGCAGAUUCGGACUCAAGACUGUGCUGGUGCAAUCAUGUAUGCUGCUGAGAGAGCAACAGAGUGCUCUCUUGAUUGCAUACAGUUGCUGGGUGGGAUGGGUUACGUCGAGGAGAUGCCAGCCUCAAGAUUAUUGAGAGAUGCAAAAUUGUAUGAGAUAGGGGCAGGUACAACUGAAAUCAGAAAAAUAGUCAUUGGUCGAGCAUUCAACAAGGAGUACAGUAGCUAUGCAUCAUGAGGGUAAAUAUCAUGUCGGGGACACGGAGCAUUGGGAACAGGUAGAGAGGCGUGCCUCGAGGAUUGUAUGAACAGUCUCUAGUUCCGAGUCCAACUGAACAAAUCAAAUUAAGAACCCUACCUCAGCC
This is a messenger RNA of Hyaloscypha bicolor E, 1453 nucleotides long. Its product is annotated as acyl-CoA dehydrogenase NM domain-like protein. Lineage: Eukaryota; Fungi; Ascomycota; Leotiomycetes; Helotiales; Hyaloscyphaceae. The coding region runs from base 37 to 1326 and encodes 429 amino acids. The transcript is spliced from 3 exons. Gene Ontology annotation, molecular function: flavin adenine dinucleotide binding; 3-methylbutanoyl-CoA dehydrogenase activity. The record is from RefSeq and is a predicted model, not a curated record. Gene Ontology annotation, biological process: L-leucine catabolic process.